This is a messenger RNA of Ooceraea biroi (clonal raider ant), 1674 nucleotides long. RefSeq names its product zinc finger CCHC domain-containing protein 4. The record is from RefSeq and is a predicted model, not a curated record. NCBI's taxonomy places the organism in Eukaryota, Metazoa, Arthropoda, Insecta, Hymenoptera, Formicidae. Gene Ontology annotation, cellular component: cytoplasm; nucleolus. Gene Ontology annotation, biological process: rRNA methylation. Gene Ontology annotation, molecular function: rRNA (adenine-N6-)-methyltransferase activity; nucleic acid binding; zinc ion binding.
CCACUAUUACAAGAGCACGUUGCACAGACUCUGGCGACUGGCGUCAACUUCAAGUUACGUUUUAAAUUUACAUUUGACAAUAUUUUUUAUGUGAUAAAAUGGGCGAAGCACGUGGUGUGGAGUGCUUGUGGGGCGAUCUUGAAAAUCAUCCUCAAUGUCCUCACGGGCCAACAUUACUGUUUGGUAGAUAUUGCGCGAGUGAAUUACAUAAAUUUUACGCGUGUUCUGCCUGUCGUGACAGAAAAAUGUGCAAUUUCUACCUGGAGUAUGGGAAAGAACUGUUAAAGUCUCAGAGAAGGGUAUGGGAGCAGGAAAAGAAAAAGCUUGCCCAAUCUUAUCGUCAUCAAAAAUUGUACAUUCGUCUUAACGAGAUUAAAGUUGGACUCCCGAAAAGAAGAUGCUAUUGCCACAGUUGUGAGAAAUUGAUAUUUAGCUUUGAGAAAAGUAAGCACGCCAAUCAUGAGGUUACGGAGAACGUAACGGAUUAUCAACUGCAGCAUCCAACGGAGCUCCUGAGACCUCUGGGUAACGUAAAGAAGGAAGCACAAUACUUAUUCUCAAGGAAAUCUACGGAGGAUAUAACAAACAUGCUUCUGAAGCUUGGAGCUAAGCAGGUUCUUUGUAUCGGGACGCCGAGAAUACAUGAAUAUAUAACCGAACACCAUAGCGACAAAAUAUCCUCGCUCCUUUUAGACAUCGAUGGAAGAUUUCAUAACUUUUUUGGACCACUGGAGUAUUGUUGGUACAAUCUUUUCAACCAUCACUUUUUCAAGAGAGAUGCAGUUAAUGUUUUCAGGGAUUUUAUUACUCAAACUAAGGGAAGAGACACUUACUUGAUAUGCGAUCCUCCAUUUGGGGGUCGUGUAGAGCCUAUCUCGUACACAUUAAAAACGAUAUCCGACCUGCACAAAGAACUGAAUGGGAAUGACGAUGAAAAUUUAGCAACCUUGAAAAUCAUGUUUAUAUUCCCAUAUUUUAUGGAGCAUAUUAUGAAAGAAAAGAGCAAUCCGCCGUCAGUGCCUGGUGGUUUGAAGGACUUAAAAAUGUCUGAUUAUAAAGUGGAUUAUGACAAUCAUCCAUUGUUCGUGUCGGGGGAGCAGGGCAAACAACGGGGUUCGCCAGUUAGAAUAUUCACAAAUAUACCAUUAAAGUUAUUGGAGCUUCCUGCGUCUGAUGGAUACAAAUUUUGCCAAUAUUGCAAGAAAUGGGUUUCCAAGGAAAAUAGCCACUGUAAAAAAUGUAAAGAUUGUACUUCAAAGGAUGGUCGAACUUACAAGCAUUGCGAUAUGUGCGAGCGAUGCGUAAAGCCUACUUGGAAGCAUUGCGACAGGUGCAAAAGGUGCACGUUAGAAAACCAUACAUGCGGUAUCAUACCAAUCAUAGGCAAAUGUUUUAAGUGUGAUAAAUUAGGUCAUACUGAAAAAAAGUGUCCCAAUAUACCUCUAAUUAAGAUCGCAAAUUUAAAGACAAGUAAGAUUGCUAAAAAACGCAAAGUAGAGGGCGAAUUAAAAAUCUCUCCAGUUAAGAAAGCAAAAGUUGCACGUAUGAAAACAGUUGUUGAACAAAAAAUUUCCAGAACUGAUAAGGAGAAAGGUCCAGUAUUAAAAAAGAACAAAAUGUCUAAGAACAAAAAAGCAGUAAGCGGAAUAAAAUAACAAAGAAAUUCGAGGAAAA